AUGUCAGCCACGCCGUCACGGGCACCCUCGAGUGGCACCGCGAGGCUGGUCUCUUUUUUUCAUGUGUCAAGCGACCUUACAACGCCGUUGAGCAUAGCUCAGUCAAAGACGAUGUCGGACGCAUCAUCGCACAAAUCAGUGAAUGACGCAGAGAGAGAGGGGGCACGUCGAUGUGCAAACGCACUGAGGCAGGAGGGCACCACUGCUGCUGCUGCUUCGGCGGCGCUGGACCCGUCAUGGGUCGCAGUGGAGAGCCAUGCUUCACAACCGGCAGCUGUCUCUCGCUGUACUCGUGGUGCGAGCAGCUCCCGCCCCUCAUGCCAGCCCCUUCCUGAGGAGUAUCAGCGCUGGAAAAUCAAAUCGCCUUCUGCAAGCCGUGUUACAAUGAAGCUGGAGUUCUCCCUGGAGAAUACGCCGCUGGCGGGCGCGAGGCCUCCUCCAGUCUGGUGCGAAUCAUCGCCAUUCACGGCUCCUCGUGGCAGCCGGAACUCCCUCGCCAACUUCCCUACCCCUUCUAGGAGGAUCACAACACUGAGCGGCGCCAGGAACAGCGUAUCCACGCCUGGGAGAAACCCGUACACGGAUGUGGAACGGGGGAUAUCGAACCAGAGACGGCGCCACGCUGUGGUGCGGUACUUCUUCGUAUCCCACGAGGGCGCCAUUCGGCUCAACAUUCGGCUGCAGCAGCUGUUGGCGUACCGCGAUCUCUGCGAAGCCGAGUUGCACGAACGCCUACAGGUGCUACCGCCUGAGGAGGCAAGUGUUGCUGCGCGCUCCACCGCCCGUUGUGGCUGUGCGACUGAGACUGAGCGCGAAAUCGAGCGAGUGCAGGCAGCUCUUGCGCACCUAGCUGCCUCCUCGCUGGAACUUGCGGAGACUUUGGAGGGCAUGGGCGGCUUGUUCACGUCAUUGCAGUCGGUGCCGCGUUCCCAUCAAACAGCAACCGCACUCCAUAGCAAUCACAUCCUCUCCGCAGUUGACGUUGAGCGUGCAGGAGAGAGAGGCGCCAAGAGUGGUGGGCGAUCUGUCAAUGAAGACAUCCCUGCCGCCGCCAAGAAGGCAGGCGAGAAGAAGCCCCCAGUCCAACAGCCAGUAGACGCCUCAGAAUCAUCCAUGACGACAAGCGUCUCCACCGCAUUUGAGGCGGGCGGCAGCUACUCACUCGUGGAGUCUCCGAGGGCCUCUACAGUGGACGAAGCGGCGAAUCAGCGUCCGCCGUCGAAGCCGCCCAUAGCCGUGGCGGCGUGGCGCAACAAUCAAAAGGGUGACCUGCCGAGCGCGGGGCAGACGGCAAGGAGCGCAGAGCCUUCGCAGACGGAGAGUGCUGGAGUAACGGGGAGUCACGGCAUCACGCCACGCAACAGCACCGUCGCAUCUGAUUUUAUGCGCGCCUCCAUUGUGGCAACACCGAAGGUAACGGUCGAAACUGCUGCAGUAACGGACGCUAAGACGCGGCCAGGUCAGCUGCCUUUCUCUUCUCCGCGAAGGAAGGCAUCGAGCACAACGGACAACGAACGAAAAGAGGUAUCUGCCGCCAAGGCUACGCCACCGCGGUGCAAGGUCAUCGAUUGUACCAGUGUCUCCACUCCAGGGAGAGAUCACCGCACGACAGAGUCGUGGCUGUGCCAAGCCGCUGCAUCACAUCACCUUGCCUCGGCAUCUCCACAACAACCACCGUCGUCGCUCUGUUCCACGAAAGCCACCGUGUCAUCAGCAGCAUCGGUCAAACCGCAGUACCCGAGCGGCAUCACCGCACCGCGGGCUAAGGCUCUCGCAGGAAAUCCAGAUCGCUGGACCCCGGUGUGCACGCAGGGGCAACCGACAUCGUCGUCUCUGACAGACUCGCCGCUGGCACGCUACCGCGCCAAGCGAGGCUACCGAAAUCCAGAAAGUCAUUUGUGCUCGCAGCUCGCAGGCGCGCCUCGACAAAGUGCUUCUGCUACGCACAACUCACUACCACGGGCAGUGACCACCGGUGAGCCGAGUGGAGUGCAGGAUGGAGAGAAGAUCAAAGGUCCUGUGACUGCCACGCGGGCUUCCGGUGUGACGAGACAUGCCACCCUGCACGAAGAUCAGGCCACAUUCAUGCAGGAGCGACGGCGACUUGGACCUGCGAAGAAUGAGGGAAACCACAAAGCAUCUCAGGACAACUCUGCCGUCCAAUCGCAGGAAAAAACGCCGACGUCGACGGGGCGGUGGCCCGAUACACCGUGCUCCCGAGCAGCGAAGUCCUCCUCGCCGCCGCCGCACUCGCGUGCCUCCGAUGCACCUGCGCUGGGACAGUCGACAGAAUCCACCGCCGUUGCCUCCUCUACAAUCUCUUCUCAUCCCCCAGCAAGCACCUCACACCCGUCACUAUCUGAUGCUCGGCAGCAAUGGCCAAAGCCCCUCACGGCAUCGGCUUCUGCGCUUGGCCGAGGGAGCGCAACGCCAUCUACGAAUGCUUCGGCGGCACACGCGCUGACCGGCUCCGCGAUGUCGGUAAUGGACUGGAAUGCACCAUUGCGAGCAACAGAAGUGGCGGGGUCACCGCCGCCGUCGGCAUCAUCGGCCUCGGUGCCGCUGAACCAAGAGCUGCCCUCCGACGAGAUGGCCUCUUGGUCCCCUGCCGAUUCUGGCGUUGCGCUCGCCGGCGGUGCAGUGAGUCUCUCAGAUGUCGACUCGUGGCCCGCCGGCGAGCCACAGGAGGCAGAACAGAACGCUAAGGUCAGUGCAGGUGCCCUGCUGCGAGGAACCACGCGUGACAGAAGUGCCGAGCUGCGCAUGGAUGGGUGCCAUUCGAUCUGGGGUAGCAUUAGAGCGCUGGAGAGCCGUGUCGGGGACAUGGAGAGCCGCACCACGGCGCUGGGGAAGAAUGCGGAGAAGUGCGCAGUGCUGGAGGUCAUUGGGCACCUGAAGGCGCGCGUCGGUGUGUUGGAGGAGCGCAUCACCUUACUAGAGCAGCAGUCGAGCGCUUCACAUCUGCGCAUCCACUGCGAGAAAUCGUAG
This is a messenger RNA of Leishmania major strain Friedlin, 2988 nucleotides long. RefSeq lists its product as hypothetical. The record is from RefSeq and is a predicted model, not a curated record. The transcript has a single exon. Bases 1 to 2988 code for a protein of 995 amino acids. NCBI's taxonomy places the organism in Eukaryota, Euglenozoa, Kinetoplastea, Trypanosomatida, Trypanosomatidae.